AUGAAGAAAUUAGUUUUGAUAAAUCAUGAAAAGAUCUUCUUAAAUAACUAAUUCAUUUGGUUGGUCAAUUUAUCAAAUAAAGAAAUUUAAGAGGUUUAAGAUGCUGCUAAACAAUUAUAAAAAAAUCAAACUUUUUUGAUAUAGUCCAUACAUCAUUUUAAAGAGAUCCAUAAUUCAGCAAAUAUAAUGUUAGAAACAAUGAAUUCUCUAUGGGUAACAUAAAAAAGUAGAAGGCGAUUAAUGAAAGACUUUAUGGAAUAUUAUAAGGCAUUAAUUAAAAAGAGGCUUCCAUAAAGUACUGAGAGGAAUAGAUCAAACAGUGUGGAGAUCAUUUUCCUAUAAACCUCCUUAUUCUAAAGAUGGAAGUAGCGAAAAUUUUGAAGAUGUAACCAUAAGAGUCAGACCUUAUUGGUAGGAUUUUAUAGAAUAAGUAGGAACUUGUGGUCAGUCAUAGCAAAUCAUAACGUUCUUUAUUAUAUAUCAUAAAGAAGUUGUCUGAAUAAAUUAAGCGAUCUUUCUUAUACUAUUAAUUUUAAAAAUUAAUUUAUAAAUUAAAGUAUUUUAUUAUUUCUUCAUAUUAACUAUUGAACUAUGUAACAGAACUGUUUGAAUUGAAUAUUCCAACUGCAACUCCUUUAGUUUUGUAAUUCAAUAAUAGAUCGAAAUACCAAAAUGAAUUGUAUUUAGAGAAUCAAAAAUAAAUUAAGUCUAAAAUAAGUAGCAGACUAAGUUUCUCUCAAAUUGAAUACAUGAAAAAAAUAAUAAAAUAAUUAUAAUCUAACAUAUUUGUAAAUACAAACAAAUUAAGAUAAAUGAAUAAUUUAAAUUUUCAGUUAUGCAAUAACAAAAAUAAUUUGCUUCAGCAUAUGAAAAUGUUUUAUAAAACUAUUUUAGAUAAAGAAAUAUUUUACAUCAUUUUUCGAUGA
Molecule: messenger RNA, 926 nt
Organism: Paramecium sonneborni
Lineage: Eukaryota; Ciliophora; Oligohymenophorea; Peniculida; Parameciidae
Source: the annotation of a GenBank genome assembly